GCCGCCAAAGCCUGAAAGAAGAAACUUCAACUUGGGUCUUCUCCUCGCUCACGCUUGCCAGACGAACAUGGCAUUCUCCUCACUCUCACUGUCCACAACUCCAUCAACCACCACCUGCAGUCUCCAUUCCAAGCGACCCCACCACCUCCCAUUGUUCGCUUUCCACUCCAACCAACAUCUAUUCCCACACUCAAUCUCGCUUCCAUCCCCUCCUUCAUCGACCCCUGCCAGGCUCCGUAUCUCUCUCUGUGCCGCCGCAAAGUCACAGACUGGCCCCGUCAAGAAGCGCUCACCUCCCACCAACAACAACAAGAAGAAAAAGCGCAAGGGCGGCAGUGGCGGUGACAAUUCCGAGGAUCUGAGCUUCGGUGAUGUUGAAAUUGUGGAUAGUUGUGGUGGUGGGGUUUCAAAUUCGAGGUCGUUGGAUUUCCAUCCAACACCGCUGCCAAAUCCGCCGGCUGGGUUUGUGGUGGAUGAUCAUGGGAAGGUGCUCAUGGCUUCUUCCAAGCGAAUUGCUUCCAUUGUCGAUCCUACCAAUAAUUUCCCUCUAGAGUGUGUUAUAAGGAGAGUAUUCAGAAGCUCGCGAGGGGAUGAAUGUAUGCUGCUUUGCCCAGUUGACACGCCCGUUCAAAUAUUAAGGAGCACAAACAUAGAUGGCUGGUCAGCUGUCAGCGAUGAAGAAGUUGAAGCUAUUCUUCCCUCUGCUGCUUAUGCCCUUGCUAAGAUACACAUGCAUCUAGUACAUAGUGGAUUCUGCUAUACUGCACGGGGAGGGUUUUGUUACUCCGAAGAUGACAUAUUUGAUUUCCGUACAGAUGAUGGUCAAGAUGUAGAUGGCCUGCCAACCGAGGGUGUAGAAAUUACAUGUUUCCAUUUGGAUGGUUCACAUUACAUGAUUUAUACGCCGUCUGACCCACUUCUCUUUGUUGUUGUAAAGGAUAAUGCUGGUUUGUUGCAAAUUGCUGACGAUGACAUGCUGGAAGAUCCUGCUAUCAUUAGUGCCAUAGAUGAGGAGACUGAGUUUAACGCCUUGGUGGAGGAAGAAGCAGCUCUUCUUGAUUCAUUGCUAGGAAAAGAAUAGUAGAGGGCUUUCUAAGCCAGGGUGUUUUUAUAUGUCAAUUUUCUUCUUUUUUUUCCUGUCGUUUUGACAGAAAAGACGAGGAAUAGGAACACUAAUAUAUGGUUUUUUUUUUUUUUUUUUUUUUUAAUUUGUAAAUAUUAAUUUUCCUGGUAACGAAUGUAUAAAUAUGUUCGUGUAUUUUAUUA
Messenger RNA from Pyrus x bretschneideri (Chinese white pear), 1266 nucleotides. RefSeq lists its product as uncharacterized. Bases 68 to 1081 code for a protein of 337 amino acids. The record is from RefSeq and is a predicted model, not a curated record. The transcript is spliced from 10 exons. NCBI's taxonomy places the organism in Eukaryota, Viridiplantae, Streptophyta, Magnoliopsida, Rosales, Rosaceae.